This is a messenger RNA of Caenorhabditis elegans, 1146 nucleotides long. Its product is annotated as EGF-like domain-containing protein. Bases 48 to 851 code for a protein of 267 amino acids. The record is from RefSeq and is marked reviewed. Gene Ontology annotation, cellular component: membrane. NCBI's taxonomy places the organism in Eukaryota, Metazoa, Nematoda, Chromadorea, Rhabditida, Rhabditidae. The transcript has 6 exons.
CCCGAGAGACCGGAGACUUUGUGUGCUCCGUUUUGUGCUUUCCCACAAUGAUGAUACUUUUUCUAUUUAUUUUUAUACGAAUACAAGAAUCACUUGGACAAUUACCAGGGCCGAAUGAUUAUCCUGGAAAAAUAGGCGGACGUUGUGGACUGUUUCAGUUUGAUUGUGAUACAAGAGCACGAACACCACUGUGCAUUCCAUUGGUUGCCGUGAGAGAUUGUACACCGGAUUGUCCUAAUAUGAGUGAUGAAUGGUGCGGACAAGGAACAAUACUUUGCGACGCUGGAGUCGGUCAAAAACGGUGUGGAAAAUGUGUGAGACCUCAAGAUAUGGCAAACUUGUGUCUUGACAGAAAAUGGCAACAUAUUUGUGCUUAUCAAGGAACUUACAAAUGUGCAAAAACAAUGAAUUGCGUAUUUGCGAAAUGGCUUAUGGAUGGGAAGGAUGAUUGUGGAGAUGGAAGUGAUGAGGAUGUGUGUGCUCAUGGAAUGGUAUCUUGUACUUCCAAUGAGCCUACACCAACUCCAAUACUGGACGCUAUUACCUCUACGGAGAAGCCAAAGGAGCCUAAAAAGAAAACAGCUUUACAAGUGUCGAAAAGAUGUGACCUCGGAGAAUUUCGAUGUCUCGAUGGGGAAUGUCUUGAUGUGUCAAAGGUUUUAGACGGACAAGAAGAUUGUUUGGAUUCCAGUGAUGAAAAUUACUGUGAAAUGCACGACGGCGUUUGUAACACAGCAGCUCGAUGCUCAUUCCAAAGAGAUGUUGGAGCAUUUGGAUGUGGUUGUCCGAAGGGAUUCGCACGGAAUCCAACGGGAAUAUGUGAAAUCGAAGAGAUUCGAAUGAGAGUUUAAAGUUUUAUUAUUGCACGACUCAACUAAGUGCAUAUGAAUGAAUAUGUAAAUUUACAAACAGUUUUUAGUGGUUAUUUUCAUUUAUUCAUGAGCAAAUGAUUUGAGUUUUCUUGUUUUUGAGACGUGUAGUAAGUAAUGAAUUGCUUCUUUUUGGGUGAAAGUUUUUUUUGUGAAAAUUAAAUUAUCUCUGCAUUUGUAGACCCGUCUAUCGAAAUUGAAAGUUGACAUAUUUUGAGAAGAAUUAGUAGCUCUCAUAGGGCGUUAUCCUUGGUGUUUGUCCAUAAAUAACAUUUGG